GAUAAUAAUAAAAUAGUGGGCAGUGCUAGAAACAAUGAGGCAUGCCGCCGUCAGCCUCCUACAAAAGGCGAGAUCGGCGGUGAUGAACUAUCACCUGCUUUUCUCUUCCCACGCUCCGAUCCCUUCUUCCUCUUCCAUCCUCUCCUACUCUCUCAACCCUACCGCCGCAAUGUCCACAGCCGGUCCGGUCGUCCACUCGUCUGUCGCCGAGCAGAAGCGUGCUCUUCGAUCCAGAAUCAGGAAAGAACUCCGAUCAUUUCCCUCCGAUCAGCGAAGCUUAGAAGAUAUGGAAAUUCAGAAAUUUGUGCUUGAUUCUUCAUGGUUCAAAUCCGCUAAAAGUUUAUGUGCCUAUAUAAGCUGUGAAGCGCUCAGGGAGGUUGAUACGACAAGAAUUUUGUCAGAAAUUCUGAAGAAUAAGACCCAUGGCGUGUUUGAUGAUAGCUCAGGCCAUCACACACGGUUGAGGAAAAAGCUGUACGUCCCUCGAGUUGAAGACAAGAAUAGUAAUAUGAGGAUGCUGCACAUCUCAACUACUGAAGAUCUUGUAGCGAAUUCGAUGAAUAUAUUUGAACCAUCUCCAACAGACGCUAGUGGAAAGCAUCGUGAAGAUGUUAUGCUGGCAAGUGAGCCAGUUGAUUUUUUUCUUUUACCUGGUGUUGCCUUUGACAGGCAGGGACGGCGCCUUGGCCGUGGUGGGGGGUACUAUGAUGUUUUCCUAAAGAAUUACCAGAAGCUUGCUAAGGAACAGAAGUGGAAGCAACCUCUCUUAAUCGCUCUUGCUUACUCUCCCCAAAUCAUUGUUGAAAAUGUGAUUCCAGUGACUGACACUGAUGUUCCUGUGGAUGCUCUCGUCUCACCAUCAGUUCUGUCUAAACCUUCUUAUCUUCUGCCCCAAUUCAGAUAUUCUCCUUACGCUUCAGAUCUCUGUUUCCGCUGAACUGCUGUUGAAAUAUGGUGUUAUUUAACUCCCCCACUUAUAAGACACGGUUCAUUAUAUGUGUUGCAUAGCUUUCCCCGCUAACACUUGUUUUCAUGCAGAUCGAGUCCUUUUUUAUUACUUUUCCUAUGUACUUUUUAGAGUCCUAGGAGAGUCCUAAAACAGGAAUAAGAUAUGAGCAUGGGUUCCGAGAAGUUUAGUACGGGAACCGCGUGGAGGGGACCAGAAACAGAUGCUCGUGACCCGUAUCUUAAUUUUGCAUUUGAUAUUGAUGUAUAGAAUUAUGAUCGGACAUGUAUAAGCAAAGUUCGGCCGCUCUUUUUCUUUUCUGAAAUAUGU
Messenger RNA from Phalaenopsis equestris, 1276 nucleotides. RefSeq names its product 5-formyltetrahydrofolate cyclo-ligase, mitochondrial. NCBI's taxonomy places the organism in Eukaryota, Viridiplantae, Streptophyta, Magnoliopsida, Asparagales, Orchidaceae. The transcript has 9 exons. Gene Ontology annotation, cellular component: mitochondrion. The record is from RefSeq and is a predicted model, not a curated record. The coding region runs from base 35 to 937 and encodes 300 amino acids. Gene Ontology annotation, biological process: tetrahydrofolate interconversion; folic acid-containing compound biosynthetic process. Gene Ontology annotation, molecular function: 5-formyltetrahydrofolate cyclo-ligase activity.